GAGGGAAAUGGAAGAGCUCCCGCGACUUGCAGCGGCCAAGUGUCCCCGCAUGGCGCCACUGGCACUGCCGCCUAACAUGAUAAGGGCAGCGGCUAUAGUCGGGGGGUGGCCAAACACUUAUCUACCACCAUAUCGACCAUUCCCAUCCUCAACAGUCAACAGUGGUCAAAAUGGAACCCAGCACAUUCCCACCCUCCGACCGCUCAUCAGCCACCCUCCAGCAGGGCCCCGCCUGGAAGCUCAUGCAACAAGUCAAGCGGCGGCCACGGUAUGACCCUGAAUCACACCCAGAUGGGCUCAUCAACCUCUCUGGCGCAAUCAAUAAUCUCAUGGCCGACUGGAUGAGCAAGCAUACCAGCCAUCUUCUGCACUUCACCAGCAGAGAGCUGUCUUACGGCCCGCUCGGCGGAUCAAACGACCUUCUGGAAGCCGCUGCUGGCUUUUUCAACCGGUUUUUUGAUCCAGCAGAGCCAGUGCUGGCAGACCAGCUCCUUGCGGCCAAUGGAGUCACCUCGCUUAUCAACAUGAUGGCGUGGGUGCUGUGUGAUAGUGGCGACGGCAUCCUCUAUACGACUCCCAAUUUCUACAUGCUCGAUUACGAUUUGGGUGUUCGCAAUGAUAUAGUGACACUCCCGGUGUCGACAACUUUGGUCGAAUGCCCAUUCGAGGCUUCUGGUCUCAUCCCUGUCCUCGAAUCUACCAUGCAGCGGCAUGCGAAUGUCACCUGUCGCAUGUUGUUCCUAUGCAAUCCGUCAAAUCCGCAGGGAGGAUGCUAUUCUACAGAAACCCUGGAGGCACUGGCCGCGUGGUGCGCGCAACGGAAGAUGCACAUUGUCGUUGAUGAGAUAUACGCCAUGUCAACAUUCCACGACAAAGCCAAGUCGGGAAGUACGCCCUUCUCAAGCAUUCUAAAGAUUCCCGCGCGGCAGAACGUACACUGCCUCUACGGCCUGAGCAAGGACUUUAACAUGGGUGGUGUGCGCGUGUCAUUCCUCGUCAGCAGGAACCCGCAGAUUCGUGCUGUGGUCUCCAAGUUGACGUGGUUUUCCUGGCUGACAGUCUUCUCAGACGUCUUCGUCUCGCGCUUCCUCAGCCAACUAGACCUGGUGCAAGACUACCUCAAUACGUACCUACCGAGGCUCGCAGAAGCUUACCACCGCACUGUAUCCGCAUUGGACGAGUACAACAUUCCAUUUGAACAGGCCAGCGGUGGCCUGUUCAUCUUCAUCGAUCUCCACGGGUGGAUCCAUCAUUUCGCGGAUAGUCAACCAGAGCCCGAGAUCCAGCUCUGCGAGUGGCUGAUUGAGCAUGGCGUUUUUCUAAAUGCGGGACAGUUUGCGGGCCACGACCGCCCUGGCUGUUUCCGGCUCGUGUUUACCCAGGACCCCGCGGCGACAGAGCUGGCUAUCCAGCAAAUUCGGUGGGCAAUUGACGAGCUGGAUAGAAAGGCUCGAGCCGUGAUCGCGGGAGUGGGCCAAGAGGGGUCGGCGCGCACCAGCAUUCCAAAUCGGGUAAUCGGGAGCGCAGGUGGCCCAGAGCAAUCGACCCAAAGACCCGGAGACGAGCCAGUUCCGGCGCAUCAAUAUUGGAGAUAGCAAUGGUAUUCUAUUUAGACAGACGGAAUAGAUUCUGCAGCUAGUUGAUCAAUGGACUGAUCCCUCAAAUGUGACCACAACCUUAAGUCAUCUAACCCCGUCUGCACUCAACGAAAGCACAGCAAUGACGGUCAAGGGCCCAGCCACCAUCAUGGAUCCAAACGAAGCCUACACUUACCACGGGCCUGCCACUCAGUACAGUUGCCACAUUCCUGUCCCGGCGCCCAGCCCGCACAAUAGAGACAGACAUGGCAGUCCCCAGCCCGAUAUCUCCUUGGGUAGCUGGAGCGCCAUACUGGCAUCACCACACCCUCACUUCGGCACAACGACAUACCAUACGCACGAAAUACUACAACAGCCCAUUCC
Aspergillus versicolor CBS 583.65 is the source of this 1961-nucleotide messenger RNA. Its product is annotated as pyridoxal phosphate-dependent aminotransferase. The transcript is spliced from 3 exons. Bases 171 to 1595 code for a protein of 474 amino acids. Gene Ontology annotation, molecular function: pyridoxal phosphate binding; transaminase activity. NCBI's taxonomy places the organism in Eukaryota, Fungi, Ascomycota, Eurotiomycetes, Eurotiales, Aspergillaceae. Gene Ontology annotation, biological process: amino acid metabolic process; biosynthetic process. The record is from RefSeq and is a predicted model, not a curated record.